GCAGUGGAAACCAACCUGGCUUCAAAGGAUAGUCACUGGGUCUAUGUUAACGAGGUAAGAGAAUGAGGCUGCGUAAAAAGGCUCCUUUGCCUGUUGUUUCUCUUUCUCCCAUCCAUUUCACUCUCAUCUGCCCACUUGUCUUCCUUUUUUGUAUUUAACGAUAGACAACAGUUGUGGGGAAGGGGGAUUUCAGAAAGUUGAAGGUGUUGUGAUAGAGCCAUCACUUUCAGUGGUUUACAUAUCAGUUUCUUUGUCAUAGGAGCCAACUCCUAUGGGCUGAGGUCCCUUCGGCCUCCACAAUGAAAUAUUUGAGGGGGCUGCCCCCCAAAGUUGAUAGGCAUUGCCGUGUCUUGUGAUUAGUUAUGUGGGGUGGGGCUUACCUCCCCCCCCUAAAAAAAAAUCCAUUGCCCUCUGACAUCUCUAUUUUGAAGGGCUUUGAAGCAGGGAAUGGGGCUUGUGCUAGGGUUUAGGUUUGUGCUUCAAGACUCCUGACCACCCCCAAAAAAUGAAGACACAGUGACACGGGAUUUUAGUUUAAGUUAUUGGGCAAAAUUUAGGCCACAACUUUAUUGAAUACAGAAUGUGAGUGGUAUUGGCUUAGGCACUGGAAUCAUCCAAACUAUAUCAGACUCCCACCCGCAUCGCGGAGAGUCUGAUAAAAGGGUGAAACACCGCCAGAGGGAGCCCCGCCGAUGCAAACCGACUCAAGCUCACCCCCAUGGGGUCCUGGUAUGGCCCUAUACCCUACCACAGGGUUUUGGACAAGACCCAGGCCAACCCCUGAUUCCUUUAAUGGAAUACCCUUGAGCUUGGAGAGGCAGGUGAUGGCUGCACCUCCCCUCCCCUCCCCACAUAUUGCUGAUCCAAUGCCUAACCGCCGAACCUUACAAAGUUGUGAUAAUUGCUACGUGAUGGGCGAAAACCAAAUGGCUCUGCCAAUCCGCCAGAUGGAAAAUUUCCUACCAGACCCCCAUUGCAAAACAGGCAACCAACAACGUCCAUAGCAAGGCCAACACACCAGAUAAAGGGUGGGCGGGCGGGUGAACUGCUGCACGAAGGCAAAGAGGUCCAGGAAACAUCGCACAGGGAUUAAAUAAUGUUUCACGGCCACUCCCCAAGCCAAGCCAUUGGCUUUAGGGACCAAGUGGCCAUGAGAUGACCAACCAGAGUGGAGAAGAGCGUAGCCCUGCCCACACCAGGAGGUGGGAGAUGCCUUUUUGAAGAGGAUCUGAUUUGUUGGAUGGGUGUGUUUCACAGUCCUUUAGCUUCCUGAGCUUUGCUUCUCAAGUUUGGUGUUUGCAGAUCGGCUCAUCAGCUUCACGAACUUCCUUGGUCCCAAGGCUCAGAAGCUACCCUGAGCUUGGCCUGCAAGUUAGCAUAGACGUUGUGCAGUUUUACAGAUCUUUGGAAAGAAUAAUAAAAAACCAGACAUCCAUCCUCUGGCGGUUUCCUGUGCAUCUCCCCCACAAGCAACAUUUAUUGUGUCCAUUAAUCAGAGGGAAACAGUGCCAGAUUAAACCCUGUGGAGGCCCCUAGGCAGUCAAAAUCUCAAGGGGGGCCUUGCAAAUUAUCUCCUAAUAUGUUUUUGUAAUUCUCUAUCAAAUCAAUAUUAUUUUGAUCCAUUGUUGUGGGGCCCCUGAAAGGCAUGGAGCCCAUAGGCUGUUGCCUACACUGCCUAUUUGGUAAUCUGGCAGUGGGUGGGAAACAGAUGUGAUUCACAUACUUCUUAUCCCUCCCCCUGCUUGUUAAGUGUACCAACUUUGGACAAAAGAAUCAAAACUUGUAAACAUCCAGCUUUACUGCAGACACCGUUGGCGAUGGAGACUCUCUCAUACUAACUUCUGUUGGCGGGGUGGGAGAAUAGGGCAGGGAGAUUGUCUCUCUCCAGCCUGAAUAAUACCAGAAUGCAAAUUGUAUAGCUCCAUUUCCAGACUUCUUCUUGGCUGGCAUAAACAGCAUGAUAAAGAUCAAAACAAAGGUGCCCAGGAAAUGGCAAGGCUUGUCAUCCUGUUCUUUCUCAUGCUGACCUACUCCACUAGCUGUGCUUGUAGGGAAGAAAGAAUUAUUCCACAUAAACCUCAGAAAUGCAGAUAUAUAGCUCUUGGUGGUCUGCAAGCUUGCACUCUGUUACCAUGGACAACCGAGAAAGCACUGAGCUUACAUGUAAGGCCGCUGCUCUCCAGUUUGCAGUGUCUGAAUGUUACAAAAGAUUAGCUCUCUGAGCUUGAUGCAUUAACAUCUUUUCUGUAGAACUGAACUGAUUCUAUCACUGUGAUCCAGUUCUGCAUUGAAGCAAUGCACGUGUUUGGUUUGUAUACCCCUCCCAUUCCACUUAAAGGAUAAUCGAGCUUUAUUUAUGUUGUGUAUAUCAAUACUGGAGGCGGGGGGAGAAUGUCCCUAAGCUGUAUUUUAUAGAGGCCCAUAUUGAAAGUCAGCGCACUGAGAAAUGACUCAUAAUAUAAGCAUGGCGGUGGGGGUAGGGAGAGAGAAUUUCCUAUGUGAUCAUUUAUAAAUUUCUGGCCACUUAGUGGAAGCUGCAUUAUUAGAAACAUUUGUAUAUCUUAACAAAUGUAUGUUCUUUAUGUGCUUAAGGCUGGUAAAAUAUUUAAAUAAAGAGAGCUGUGUUAUCUGUUGUUUUGUGCUAAUGCAUUAUAUAGGGGACAUCAAGUUUAAGUACAGACUUCUUUGUUCACGUUUCAUACCGUCCUUUGCCUCUCACUAAUCAUGCAGAGGAAGGCAGCCAUAUAUGUUAACAGGAACUAUAAAUUGCUUUUGUCUGGUUAGCGGUAAUGCAUGGAAAUUAAAAGGGGUAGUGGGUAUAAAAUUGCUACCUCCAAAAAGCCAUUAUGAAUCUUCUCCAGUCCCUGUGAUGUUUAUGGAACUCGUUCUUUUUUGCUGUAAUAGCUUCGUAAAAAAAUCACCACGAGAAACGCACAGAGGAGAUCAGUGUUUAUAUUCACAUAAAUACAAUGCACUGUCUACUCUGUACAGGGUUUAUAGGAGAAUGUUGUUGUUGCUGUUAUUGAGGUGCUGAAAUUCACUACCCCCAAUUAAAACUGUGUAAUAUGAUGCAUAAUUUUUCGCCUCUCUUCUGCCAAAAUAAGACUCCCGUGGGCUUACAAAUAUGUACAUUAUUUAUUAAAUGCCACAAAAUAUGGACCCCCUUCCACUGACAGAGUACAGAUAGGAGAAGCAUUUGCAGGAUGCAGAUUUAAAGGUAUCAAUCAGAAAGUUCACGAGACAAGAACAAAUUAGAAUCCCUACAUAGCAUGAUAAAAUCCCAGGGACAGGGUUAUGAUGGGUUACAAAGUGCAAAUAGGUACAUAAAUAUAAUCCAGUGAAGAACUAUCAAUGUGCAAGCUUAUAUAGACUUUAUAAAAUUCAAUUGAGUUAAAACAGACAACUAUACAUUCUCUCAAAUGUCUAGAAUCUGAGAGUUUGAACAGAGUAAAUAUGUACUCAGAAACAGAGAAGCACUUGGUAUGCUGUCUAGCUACAGAGGGCUGGUGGGUGGCUGCUUAUCAUUUUGAACUUCUGUAUGGAUUGGAAGGAAUUAACCGUGUAAAACCUUCUAUCCUACUUCCAUAAAAGGACUUGCUCUUUGGCGUUUGAUUCAAAUUUGAGAUACUCAGGCAUGCAUUUUUGCAGCAUGUAAAUGUUAAAGCACUGUUAAUGGAGCAUGUCUUUUUCGGUCCAUAGCUGACUGUUUUCUUCUGACAUUGUAAAUCAUGCCUAUGGGAUGUGGUGGCCAUUGCCUAGGAACCUAGGGCCCAGACUGAAGCAUAAAUCCACCCCUACCAAGUAAAGGAAUACAAACAUCCAACAAUAACCUUAGGUUGAAAGAUACAUGGCUUUUGGCUAGUCCGUUAGUGUCCAUCAUAAUUCCUCAAAUAUUUUGUCUGAAAGGAACCUUUCCAUUUGGUUCAAACAGCAAUACAGUCGUACCUUGCUUCUUGAACAGAAUGCACUCCCGGAACCAUUCGAAAACCAAGGCGCAGCUUCCGAUUGGCUGCAGGAGCAUCCUGUAGCCAAUUGGAAGCCACGCCGGACUUUCGGCUUCUGGAAAUCGAUCAAAAACCAGAACACUCACUUCCGGGUUUUGAUCAUUCAGGAGCUGAUUUGUUCAGGAGCCAACGCAUUUGAGAUCCAAGGUUUGACUGUAAUUCAGUGGGAAUUCAAGUUAUAUUCCGAUUUUCAUUUUUUAUUUUAAAAAGGAACAAGCUACUCUCAACUUGUGUUAUGCCUGGAUGAUCUGCAUCUCAGAAGGGAUGAUCAGGAUGCAAGUCACAGAGCUGCAGGGUUAAUAUUUAUCAGAAUGUACAAGAAAAUUAGAGGAAGGACAAAUGAAAGGAUAUGUGAUCUGCUUAGCAUAAAAGGCUUUAAGAACAAGGAAGAAUGUGGAGGAAAGCAAGCAUCUCUUUGACAGCUGUGGGCUGUAAGCAGUUUGACCACUCAGAAAUGUGACAGCACAAGUCCCUGCAGGAUCAAGACCAGCAUCAUUCAAAUUCCAGGAGAGAUCCCAUAGGAGGACCUAGACAGGAUCAUGAAAUCCGGUCCAAGCUGACAAACUAUAAGGAAUGCAAUCCAAAUAACAAAGCUAAUUCCAGGCCAGAAUCAGAUACAAGGAGCUUACUUGAAGCAGGCACAAACAGGAAUGUCGAAGGGCAAAUAGGCGGAUAGUUAGGGCAGAUAUAUAACAAUAUUGAAAACCAGAUAUCACCCAACCCUAGUGUGUGUGUGUGUGUGUGUGUGUGUGUGUGUCAGAGAGAGAGAGAGCGAGAGAGCGAGAGAGAGAGAGAGAGAGAGAGAGAGCUCUUAACAUUUGUGUCACAGCCUGGUACUUGAUCUUUGUGUUUUAUUAAGCAAAAGAAAAACCUUAAACAUGGUGGCGAGAUUUGCAGCGACAUAUUUUAUCCACGUACGAUUGUUUUGCAUGUGUGAGUAAACUGAGUACAAAUAUGACACGAACAUUUUCCCAUGAUUAAUUCAUGGCACAGCCCUCUCGAGUUAAUAAAAAUGUAAAAGUAGCCCUCAGAGCAAUUUCAGUUGUGCAUCCUUGCCCUGUGAUUUUAUAUAGGGUGCCCAUGCUUCAAGAUGACCUGUUUAUUCUACUAUGCCCUAGUAUUAACUAUCCUGUGCAAAUUCUCCCUGAUGCCUAGGGCAAGGGAGAAGCUUUAGGAAAUGGAGUUGGACUCAGACUACCUGUGGCAGCAAUCUACCGAUUGGCGAGUGGAAAGAGAGGCCAUUUUUGCCUAUUCUCACUCAUUUUAGCCUUCUGUGCCCUUCAAAUACUGCUCCAGGUGAUCAGGGGAACCGCCAGAAUACAUGGGAGGUGGCACUGGGGACUGCUGGAUUCACUAUCUGUGAAUGGAACCAGCCCUUCUAUUAAUGGAAAGGCAACUCUGGAUCCAUCCCAGGGUGUGUGAACUCCCAUUUUAGAUUCGUAGAGAAGAAAUGUAAAAACUGGAAGGACUUGCACUUCCUGUUGUUUCUUAGAUUUCCCAUAAGUGCUCUAAGUGAGCUAAGCAUCAAGCCCUGGCCUGUAAUUAGCUAAUUCUGGAAGUCAACUUCCUCCUUGCUGUAUCUCUCUGUCGAUGCAGCUUCCAUUAGCUGCAGUCAGUGUUUCCAGACAUAAAUUGGUUAUAAUGAAAUUUUCUCCCCUUUGUUUUGAUGGGAAGAUAAAGUGCAGCCACAUUGCUGUCACCUGAAAUGCCACAAAACAGAUUUAAUUACAAGUUGCUAAACUAAGUUGGAGAGCUGAAGGUUAGAGUUGCUACUUGACUUUGAGGCUUUCAUUUGUGGCUAUUCACGUUAAUGACUUUCAGUCAAUUCAGAUUAACACACAUCCAAUAAGUUUCAAAGGGUAGCGCUUAUUACCUCACCACAAGCUAUCAUUACCAUUCUUUUGUUUCUUUUAUCUGUCAAACACAUUGCCAGAGGAAAGAAUGUCAUGCUUUAUUCAUAUUGUAAAUUCUCCGUAUGAGAUCCCAGAAAUAUUUGAGGAUGUUUGUUCUUUUCCUGUUACCGUGAGAUUAGAUCAGAGUUUCUAUAGUACGGUAGUGAUAGGAAAACACUUACUUUGGUACUUCACAUUGGCUUACUGUGCAGAAAUGUCCAAGAGCGUCUUCUCAGCAUAUCUCGGUAAAAUUAAGUUGAACAAAAAAAGGUGUGCAACAAGAUGUUCUUUUGAAAUGAACACAUGUGAGAAACAGUCCCAAUGGACUGCAAGCGGAUAAAACACUCAUUUUUAAAAACUUGAGUUUACUUUCCAAGACCACCUGCCGCCUACAGAUCUGUCUGUUGUAAAUGUUAAUUCACAGUUGAUCAGCUGUAAACACUGAUUUCCUUGUAAUUAGGUGGAUUUUUAAAAAUCUUAAAUUAUUUUACAAUAAAAAUGGAGAGUGGUAUACAUUUCUUCACCUGCUUUUCCUUCUGGAUCUGUACCUGUCUCACCCACCUCUGCCACACAGCCCCGGAAGGGUGUCUGUCAAGGAGCACAGCUCCCAGGCCAAAAAAAGGUUCUCACCCUUGCCCACAAUUAAUAUAGACAUUUCCACUGUGGAUGUCAUGAGUAUUCUUAUCCCACGUUAUGCUGCCAUGUGAUGUGACUAUUGGCAAACCUAUUUGGAGUUUUGCAACCUUCUGACUAGUUGCAAGACCUUAGCCAGACCUAGCAGAGUACACUCAGAAUCCACAGAAGAAAUUGGCGACUUGGCUGCAGACAGGAUAGACGAAGCAGGAACCAGGAACUUGUAGUUAGGUGUUUAUUAUAUACAGUGGACUAUUUACAGGAACAGAACACAGAUCUUUGCUCUCUCUGACACAACUCACAACCUCCUGCACUCACACAGAACUCUGAACUCACGAACCUCUGAACUAACACAUUCCAGUUAGUAGGCCAUUAAUUAUCACUCCCUUGAGAGAGCUUGACCAAUCAGGGAGUGGUCUCCAUGUCUCUGUUAUCACCAGGCAGACUUACUCCUUCAGAUUGCCUUCUGGCUGUCUGCCAAACCUUAAUUGACUCUGUGUGAGUCAAUUAACACAGUUUCCCAACAGUGACACUAGGCUACCACCAUGUACAUUGAGGUACAUGUAUCAGAACCAAUUUGUAAUGUGUGGAUUGACACUGAAGCCUCUUUGUCUUUAAGCCUGGGACCAUACACAAAUUUCCCUGGAAAUACUAAACUCAAUGGAACUUGCUUGCAAGUACAUAUGUCUAGGAUGUGGCUGCAUGAUUAUUUUUGUCCAUUCCUGGUCUGUUUAAUUUUCUUUCCCCCCAACAUCCAAAGGAUCCUUGAUUUAAUGUACUCUACCAUCUCUGCCCAAUUCUGCAGAGCACCUGCUCUUCUACUUUUGACUGUCAGAGGCCAUGCUACCCAUUCAGUGCAUGAUGGAUGAUUAUUUACUUUGCUGUCUCUGCCGUAGUCUAGACUUCCUUACUUUCCAUUUUCACCUCAUGGCCUCAUUCACUGUUUGUGCUGGUGGCUUUAUUUCUCCCUUGUCUGAUGUCAUUCUUGGCUAAUAAAUCUAUUGGUAGCUAUGUUCUUCCUCCAAAACUCAAGUGAUUUAGAUUAUUUGCAUCUGGGAUGUAUCUUAUGUAAAUCUUCAGCUGUUACUGCUUCUCUCUAUAAAUAAUCAGUUACUUAAAGUUAGUUCUCAUUGAAAUAAAUGAGACUUAAGUCAUGUCUAACUCGUCCCAGUGGUUUCAAGUAAGUUAAACUUAGUUUGGAUACAGUCCAUAGUUAAUAUUGAUGGAAACAGAGCAGGAAGAGAUUGAUAACUAAGCUGGUGUUGUCUUGAUAAUGAGGUACAGAACUUAAAAUAUCAUAAUCAACAUUGUUUACUAAAUAUAAUAUUUGGGGUAUUCUUUGGCAGAAGAAAGCUUCAGUCUACUUUUUGUUUCCAAUGGUGGCUGGGUAUGAAAAUGUUCCCCAUACCCUAUAUCAGUCUUCAGGUACUUUCUUCUGCAUGCCUAACACAUUUUCAGUUUUCUGAGUGAGAUGGGAAUAGCUUAACCAUUUUUUUCUACAAAGUGUCAGGGACUCACAGGGCUCUGAGGAGCACGUGGAAGAGGUAGCAAGGCCAGAGGCUGAUGCAGGGGAAGCGAGUAGCUUCUGAGCAGAAUUCAAAGUGUUGGUGCUGACCUUUAAAGGCCUAAACGGCCUCGGUCAAAUAUAUCUGAAGGAGCGUCUCCACCUCCAUCGUUCUACCCAGACACUGAGGUCCAGUGCCAAGGGCCUUCCGGCGGUUCCCUCACUGUGAGAAGCGAAGUUACAGGGAACCAGGCAGAGGGCCUUCUCGGUAGUGGCACCCACCCUGUGGAAUGCCCUCCCACCAGAUGUCAAAGAGAAAGACAACUACCGACUUUCAGAAGACAUCUGAAAGCCGCCCUGUUUAGGGAAGCUUUUAAUGUCUGAUGCAUUACUGUAUUUUAAUGUUUUGUUGCAGGCCACCCAGAGUGGUUGGGGAGGCCCAGCCAGAUGAGCGGGGUAUAAAUAAAUAAAUUAUUAUUAUUACUAUUAUUAUUAUUAUUAUUAUUAUUAUUAUCAUUAUUAUUAGGUUUUGUGCCUCCCAUAAGACAGGAGCCAUAGCUGGAGGAUGAGGAGGGGUCUGAGUAGUCAGAGAUGGUGGAGGAAGGUCAGUUGAUGGCUGAAGAGAGAGGGCUGGCAAAAUUCACCCUGUCCCCUCACCCACUGCUCCCUAGGAUCUGGCAGAAGGGGAGGGGGCAGCUUAAAGAGCCAGGCACACUUCAAUCUAGGAGAAGUCACAGGUUGCUUGUACUUGUGCCAUCAGACUAGAGCACUUAAGUUGGCAUGUAGGCACGGCCCCCUGUUGCUCCAGCUGUCUGGCUCGAGGCACAAGCCUGGGGAGGGAUGGCAGCUGCCUAGCCAUUAUAAGUUCAUAAAUAAAGAAUUAAAUAAAUAAAUAAAGUUCAUAAAUAAAGAAUUAAACUAGUGGCUGGAUAUGCUCAAGACAGUAAGAGGCAAUAAUUAAUAAUAAUAAUUAAUAAUAAUAUCGUUUCCUAAUAAUCCCUGAGAAUAGGUGUACCAUUUUUCAGCUUCCUGAGCCCCGUGGAAGUAUUUCCGGGCCAACUCAAGGCAGUUUUUUUUCUGAGCAGUUAGAGGCUACAGUAAGAGUAGGAUUGUGGAAGCCACGGGUGGGCCCAGUGAAGGAGGGAAUCCAGCUAAUGACACAGUGGCAACAGGAUCAUUCCUCCUCCCCUUGGAUCCAGCCCCUCCCAUGGAUCUGGGGGUGGGGGGUUGAAUAAGCAGAUGGCGGCUCAGAAUAAUGGUCUUGCUGAGGUUGCGUAACAUCAUGCUUAUGUUUGAGCAGGCCAAGCAAAAUGCCCAGACCUAGCCACAGUGCCAGGAACUCCAGCUGGCACUGUCAAUUUGUUUGUUCCCUCCCAUGCAAAUUGCUGGUGCUAGCUGCUUUGUUUCCUCCAUGAGUUGUUGAAUGAAGCCCCAUGCUUGUUUGCAGUGCUUUUUUUCCCUAAAAAAAAAUGUUUAGGGGUACUCUCAUUUUCCUACUCAAAUUGAAAUACUGCCCCUCAAUGAGGCCAAAUUUAGAUAUAUAUUUUUUUAAAAAAAAUUUAAUCAUUUUUUUCAAUACAAAUAACAACGGCAAAAGACACAUGCAACCAAAACCAUAAUAACACAAUUUGACAAUUCAGAUUUGAAUACGCAGAUAUACCUAUGACUACACCUUUUUAACAAUAUUUUCCCACCUCUCUCUCCUCCCCCUACUUCCCACCACUAUCCGCCUAAUCACUUAAAUAUUCCUUCCAGAUUUCUUCAUAUUUAUCCAUUCUUAAUUUGCAUCGACAUACAAUUCAUUCGUAUGUAGCUAAUCUGCCCAUAUUAUCAAUCCAUGUGCUCAAUGGAAUCUUUUUGCGGCUCUUCCAAUUCAUCAAAACAAGUUUUUUUGCUUCUAAUAUAGCACGGUACAUCCAUUUUUUUUGACCCCUUGUAAUCUCCCAGGCCAAACUUAGAUUCACAAAAUGUUUAGGGGUAUACAUACCCCUGCGUCCUCCCAGAAAAAAAGCACUGCUUGUUUGCAUACCUAGAACUGCACCAACCAUGACUCCACAUUGCUGCUCUCCUAUAAACCAAAAUAUACAAGUAAGGGAAAUCCAUUUCACGUUUUUAAAGCACCAGCCCUGCUGUAAAUAUUGCAUAUAAGUCUACAGAUUUUUCAUCAACCUCAUGAUCCUCAUGCCUAUUAAAGUUUAAUCUUCAGAUUUUUCUCAGGGACAUUUUUUUUUCAUGGAACUCUUUUUGGUUUGGUAAAUUAUUAAUGUCAUUAAAAUUUAUAAUUUUCCUUCAUUACCUCUAGGAAAAUAGGAGUUUUUAAUGUGAAACAUAAUUGUCUCAUUUUGCAAUUUGUGUUAUGAUAACUGAAUGCAGCUAAAGCAGAUUUAAAUAUUUCCCCUGAGCAAAAUAGCUAGGUAUUGCAAACACAAUAAUUGAUGUUCUUUGUCUGCAAAUAAAUAAAUACACAAAUGGAUUGAGUACUGGGAGCCUGAGAUGCUUUAAAAUAAUCUUUGGGUUUAACUUCCUGAAUGUUCAGGAAGAUUAAAUAUUCAGUAUGUAGUUUUGGGGGCUGAAAUGGUGGUGGUGGUAGAAUGUUUUUCCCCAGAGGCCUCCAAAGAGCAUUAGCUGCCUGUGGGAUGCUGCCUCUUACAGAAGCUAGCAAGCAAAGCAAGCAGUACCUUCCACUGACAUAGGUGCUGCCCCUUCCAUUCCCAGACCAUAGGUUAUUACACUAAGAUCACUACAUCUCAUCUAUGCCUUAGAAGGGGAAUGUGGGGUUAACAGAAGUUCUUACAGAGUUAGCAAAGUUAACAGACAAACUGCGAUAAAAGGACAAUAGGGACUUUGAAAAAGAAUUGGAACCUUUUACAAUAUAUUUUCAGAAACAACAACAAGAAAUGGACUUGUUGGCAGGAUUUAAAUAAACAUUUACAACUUUAUUUACACGAAACAAGAAAUAUAACAAUGUGAUAACAUAGUAUUAUAUACGAACAGCAGAAUGUAUCAUUUGAUGCAAUAAACCAGAAAUGGAAGCUGGGGGAAGUCAACAGGGAGGGGGGAAUUGAAAAAUGAAUAUUUAGUAUUGAUAUUGGAAAUUUGUUUUGAAAAUGUAUAAUCAAUAAACAACAACAAACAGAAGUUCUUAUAGACUACAUUCUGUCUCCCCCAUCUAGCAUAUUUUUAGAUGUGUGAGCUACUUAGAUGUGGUUCUGUCUGUUUGUCUCAAUCUCUUCCCCACACCCCUGAGUUUUAAGAACAACACUGAAGCUCAAACACUUCCCAUUGUUAAUACAGGCAACCCCCAUUUACGUGUGUUCAAUAUGUGUGCAAUCAUGCACACGUGCAUCAUGCUGAACCCUGAAAGUGACCAGAAAACGUCACAAGAGGGGUAGGGGGUGGAACGGGGUGUUUGCAGGCUUUUCCAGCGGUGUCUCAAAUAUACACAAUUUCACUUAAAUGUGUGGUGCCUUGGAAUGUUACCCCCACAUAAACUGGGUGUUGCCUUUACAGUGCUACCUUGGGUUAAGUACUUAAUUCAUUCUGGAGGUCCGUUCUUAACCUGAAACUGUUCUUAACCUGAAGCACCACUUUAGCUAAUGGGGCCUCCUGCUGCCGCCAUGCCGCCAGAGUAUGAUUUCUGUUCUCAUCCUGAAUCAAAGUUCUUAACCCGAGGUACUAUUUCUGGGUUAGCGGAGUCUAUAACCUGAAGCGUCUGUAACCCGAGGUACCACUAUAUAACCAAACCUGGAAAUAGUUUCUUAUGCAGCCUCCCCCGCCCCCCGUUAACUAUUUAAAUAAAUACUCUGUAUGGGAAAUUGGUAGCUUUCGAAUCAUCAUGUGCUGUCGGUCGUAAGUUGUGAGAAUUAUGUCAGCUUCUCAUAAUACGUUUGCCACCGAGGCGUUUCCCCUGGCCACAAGAGUAAGAAAAUAAUGAGACUAUUAAGUACAGCUAUGCUUGAUCAGACCAAAAAGCAAUGCCUUGCAUGUACCGUUGGGUUUAAUAUAGCUUGUGUUCAUCGGUAUGAUCUUGAUUGGAUGUAAUUGACUUUAAAAGAAGAAGGACUGAUGCAAAAGAGACACACUCUUGCCUGAAACCCCAGAAAAAAAUCUUGAGUAAUGUUAUCCCAGGCACCAAGAAUCUCGCUCCCUUUACAGAUUAAGUUGCAUAAAGUAAGCGACAUUGUUGUGCCACAAGCACAAGUGGAGGGCAGGACAAAACAAGGUGACUCAUGUCAAAUGUGUUUUCCUAUCCCUUCCAAAAUAGUCAAUUUAAUCAGAUGGAAUAUUCUCAGAAAGCAUGGAUGCUCUGACAAUAUCCUAUGGCACCUGUCAUUUAGAAAGAGGGGGGGGGGAUCUUCCUGGAUUUAUUUUCUUUAGUUCCAAGAAAAAACCAUGUGCUUUUAAAUGAGCUGUUAUUUAGCUAGUAACCUUCGGAUGGUUUUCCAUUAAUACCUUGGUCUGAAAUCUGUCCUCCAUCAUCACCAUCAUAUUAUGGCACAGGAUAGAAAACACUACAAAGAAUAGGUUCAGAUUAUACUUAUCUCGUAAAUUUAAUAAGCUGUGGUUAUUUACUCGUACAUUAAUACAUGACGUAAGAAUGCCAUUUAGUGAGGAUCCUGAUUAUUCCCCAGGAAUAUCUAUAUUUCUGGCCACUUGAUAGGCUCUGUGUAAUGAGUGGUGGUUUUUAUGGUUGAUUUAAUUGUCUUGUAUUUUAGGGCAUGCAUGCCAUAAGUGCAAGCUCCUUUGAUUAAAAAGUGCCUGUUUAUUCUGUUGAUAGUUUUGCUAUAGCUAUUAUGAGAAAAUAUACAGCAAUCCAACAAAUGUUUUAAAUUGAAGUUUCAAUUUGUGACAAAUGGUGGGAUUAUAUUGUACGUUGCUUUAGGAUGCCCCAUGGGAAGUGAGUCAUAAAUGAAAUUAACAACCACCACAACAAAACAACCACAACUGUCUUCACAUGAUAAGUCUGAAUGAAGAAGAAAAAUGCCGUAGAAGCAUAAAUUUCCUCCAUUUUAAUUAUUCUACCUAUUUACUUAUUACACUUAGACUUCACUAUUCCCUUGUGAAGCCUGAGAAAAAUAUUUGAACCUAUUAAUAAGUAGUUCCUCAUCCAGACACUGAACAAAUUUAUCCACACUUCUGUUCACCCCGCCACUUUCCCGGGGGGGAAUUGAUGGUUUAGAGCUGAAAUUGAUGGGUUAACACAAUUGGGUUUUCUGCAGAUUGCAGUUUAUUCCGAUUUCGCACUAAAGAGCAGCCUUCCUAGGGAAACGCAGUGGGGCAAAGGAAAAGCCACUCAGACCCAUGCCUAGAAAGGAUGGGGCAAGCAAAAGGUUGCUCGGAGCCAUGCUUUCUAGGCACAGAAUGUCCUGUGUGGAUGAGGUCAGAAAAUGGCUAAGUUUUCACUAGGUAAGAGCACCGAGUUCUCGCCGUCUCAGUUAUUUUCUGUUUUUUAAAAAAUGUCCUCAGUAAUAUAUAGGUGUUGGACUUCAAUAAAUAAAAGAUUCAUUCAAAAUACAAUUUACCAUGGAAGUGGAUUCUAAUGAAUUUGUUUCUUUCCUCACAGGAAAUCAGCGACAAUGAAAUUUUGGAACUGGUGCACAGUGCUCUCGGGAGGAUGACCGUCAUACGGCAGAUCUUCCCUCUGUCAAGAGAGAACAAUCAACGAUGCAUGAGGAAUAACCACCGGAUAUCUUCGCUCCUCUGUGACCCACAAGAAGGUUAUCUUCAAAUGCUUCAGGUCAGUAGCAUAUCUGUUGAGUAAGAGGGCCCAUCCCUUCUCUUUUCCCUGGGAGGAGGUCAUGACCUGUGACUUUACUAGGAAAGUUUCACAGGAGUAAUAGAACAGGAGAAAUGCAAAUGGAAGGACUAAGGUCUCAGUGUAUUCCACAUACAGGAUGUAAAUGGCUGUUAGCCAACCCUAUUAUUUCCGCCCCCUAGUUUCCAAAUGCUUUAGAUCUAAUUUUAUUGGCAGUCCAUUGCACUGACUCCUGUCAAAUCCUCUUGGGAUGCUAUUUUAUGUAAAAAGUAUGUUAUGUUCUAUUGCCAUGUAUUAAGCAAUUUCAUAGGCACAAAUGUAUUGACUAGGGAAGUUGAACAUGGAAAUUUUGACAAGAGCUCUGCUGAAAUGACUUACCUGGUUUUUGCAUUCCUUGGCGUGUGUUGAAAUUUGCAAUUUUUGACGCUUGAGAAUAUUCUCGUGUGGUUUGGUUGUGUGAAUAUAGAUAACCGCCACAACCCUAGAAAGAGCUAAGCACUCCUAAGCUCAUUCAGAAUUUCUGACCCAAUAUCCUUUAAAAAUCAAAUAAGACUAAACAAACUGUCAUAGCCAGGAAUGUGAGAAUUAUAUUCAAAAUGUCCUCACAGGUACAUUGGAUUCAUGUUUAUACAUUAUCCCAUACCUAGAAGCAAGCAGGAAACUCAAAUUGUGGGGAAAGGAAAGAGAAUAGGACUUUUCAUUGAUUGUAAGGAAGUCAUAGGAAGAUGCUACAUCAAUAGUCCACUAUUCUGGAGGUCCGUUCUUAAGCUGAAACUGUUCUUAACCUGAAGCACCACUUUAGCUAAUGGGGCCUCCUGCUGCUGCCGCACUGCCGGAGCACAAUUUCUUUUCUCAUCUUGAAGCAAAGUUCUUAACCCGAGGUACUAUUUCUGGGUUAGUGGAGUCUGUAACCUGAAGCAUCCGUAACCUGAAGUGUCUGUAACCCAAGGUACCACAGUACUAUUGUCCCAAUUUCCUGUUGGUGGGCUUCCUAUACACACCAGGUUGACCGCCAUGGAUUCUGGGCUAGAAAAGCUUUUUGGUGUGACCCAGUGGGGCUCUUAAGUUACUUCCCCACCCCACCUCAUUGCUGGAGUCAAAGCACCUCCUCUUGGGCCGUUGGAGAUUCUGCACCUGCUCAGUCUUCCUGUUCCCAGUUGCAACUGAAGCAGUAGAACAGGAGUGAUGAUUAUAUUAACUGCUCCCCCCGCUAGACCUCAGAUGUUGCUUAGAAUGUGAAUGGUAAAACACUUACUGCUUUCUCUGCCAGAUUGGAAAGAGUGUUUCGGUGUUGUUCUUUCCUUUUGAAAUGUCCAGUAGUCAUCAAAUCAAGUUAAUAUGGAGUAAUAAAUAAUACCUGGCCCCCUUUCUUACUAGCUGUUGCUGGCUCUGUUUUGCUAUACCAAGCAAGCAGAUUUCUGCCAUCUUCUUAGGGUAGUAUUUAUUGGGGCAAAUAAAUGCAACUACUUAGAAUAUAAGCCAAUAAAGAAAAAAUGUUUAGGUCACAGCAUAUUAACUUUAAUCUGAUAGAAUUAGCUAAAAUUCUGCCGAAGCUACUUGGUUCUGAAUGUCCUCAUGAACAGCACCCAAAGGUUUUCUUUAUUGGUGACAAACCUUGUAAAGCUCUGUCUGACAAGCCUAGUAAAACUGUCCAUAAAACUCAGACAGUGGAGCACAUCUCUCCUAAAUUGUGUGUGCUUUGACUGUGCAGUGCCUACCUUAUUCCAUCAGAUCUCUUGCCAGCAUUGUCUUCUGGCCCUCAUUUGGAGCCAUGAAGCCAAAUGUUUAAAUAAAUUUAGGUUUUGUUUGUUCCAAAUCUCUCAAGUGGGAGGAUUUUGAUGGAAGGUCUUGACGGUAAGUGUAUGGGAGGCAGAGGAUGAGUUUGGGAGGCAUGUUACUACAUUCUGAAUCGUGGUAGAAGCCCUGCUUCAUCACACACAGAGACCCUAUCAUGGCAACAUGCCACACACUGAUUUACGUUCGAGUGGCACUUUUCUAUGAGUUGCAGAUGUUUCUGGGAUGCGCUCUCACUUUGACCAUUUUACCCUAUUGCUCUGCUUUAUGCUACACAUUUCUGCCCUGCUGACCUCCUCAUCCCUGUUAAACUUUAGGCCUUGGGAUCCAGAUUGGCUUUGCUUUGCAGACCUUUGAUCUGGCUAGAACAACGUGUGUGGAACAGCAGCAGCAUGCAUUGGUUUAAAUGCCUAAAGAGAACCUACAAGUAUACGCAUAUGGGUUCUCUUCUGACAUUUAAGCAAGUGCACAUGAGUUAGGUGAAGAGUCUUCUGUCAAGACAAAGCUUGCCUUUAUGUGCAUUUAUUCCACCCAGAUUCAAAAUCUGUCAAGGUCUUUCACUGGGGCAGUGGCACACCUCAGGGUAGACAAUUACAUUUCCACACUGUAUUAAUUUAUUAACAUACCUCUAACCCAAGCUAUAUCAGUUUUUUUUUAAGUGGGUUUUUUUGGGGGGGGGGGAGCUAUUGGGUUGUUGUUUUUAUUUUGAUUACGUAUUUUGUGGUUUUAUAUUUUGAUUUUAUUCUGUGAACCGCCCUGGGACCUCCAGUUAUAGGGCAGUAUAUAAAUUCAAUAAAUAUAGAUAUCAGUUGAUCUCAGGACAAGAUACAGCAAUCAAACCAAAAAACAUGAAGCGUAACCAAUAAUAGUCAUGUUCAGCAUAAAAUCUUAAAUGCUGAGCACCAGCAAACAUCACAAGCAAGUCAAAUUCUAAGCUAUUCUCACAAUAGGCCAAAUGCCUGAGUAAAAAGCCAGGUUUUAAUUUGGUGUGGAGGACAGCCCUCUCCCACCUCACCAGAUCUUAACUUUAAGGCAGGAAUAUGUAGUGAGAGGUGCUCUCUUAAGUAUCAUGCUCUCAAUCCAUUCAGGGUUCUAAACAUUAUGACAAACACUGUGAAAGUGGGGAGGAAGCAUAUUGGCAGCCAGUUCGAUUCCUUUAGGAUUGGUGUUGAACUGCAAACUCACUUCCACCUUUUGCACUAUCUACAAGUUGCAUGCCAUUGUCAAGGGCAGCCCCAAGCAGAGUGUAUUGCAGUAGUCUAACUGGGAGCUUAUAUGGAGCAUGGACUGCUGUGGCCAGACUCUCUUUCUCCAGGAACAGUUGUAGCCAGUGGGCCAGCAAAAAGCACCAUGAACCACUGAAACUACUUGAACUCUGACGACUCUAGGAGCAGUCUCAGACUGUGUACCUGUUCCUCUAGGGGGAGGCAACUAGCUAAGUCUAGAGCAAGUCUGUUACUCAAUUCCCAAAUAUGCACUGCAUGCUAGGAAAAUGGUUGUCCCAUUCUUCACUCUAUUGAUCAUAUAUGAGCUAUUAAACACUAACCAACAGUUUCUGGCUGAGGGCCCUCAACUAUUUACCCUGAACCUGGGAGUCAACUGCAGUAUCUCUUGCACACUUCAACUGGAAAUAUGUGUCACGUUAACAUUGCUUCCCACAAUGGAGACUAAUUUCAUCUUAAUGGGACAAUUGACCUAUAAGUUCAGACAUCUUGCCAUCAUUGGAAGUCACCAGUGAUGUGACCUGGAGGCAAGAAGAAGCACACAGUGUUGCACUGCUAGAAUGCGAGUAAGUUGUCCUAGACAGAAUAAGGGUAAUUUACUGUUGUGAGCACAGAUUUUCAAAAUGUCUCCUGCUCUAUUAUUAGUUGUGCUGUGUGAUGCAGAUCAUCCAUUACCCCUGAAAUAAUAUAUUUACCAGCUAAGGUGUAGGGUUUCUGUUAUUACUGAAAAAUAAUUUCACAGCUCUGUGCUUCUGGGGUGUUUUUUUUAAAAUGUUAUUUCUAUUCACAUUUUGUGUGUGCUUGCAGGAACUGAUUUACCUAAACUCAGUAUGUUCUUUUGAGUUUUUAUAUUUAAAAUAUGGGAUGAAAGGAUCUGAGGCAGCUGACGUUACUCCAUCUAAACCCAAAAAAUAAAAAGCAUUUAUAGUACCGUGGGGGAUUGAAGUAGUUAAACACACAUGCUAUGAGCUGAGUUACAAGUUCUUAGUUCAAACAUAAUCUUAGCCAUGAAGUCAUAGACUUCUAAUUUGUCACUUUGGGAACAGUUUGCUGGACUAGAUGGGCAGGCUCUUUUAAUGUUCAUUGAGUGCUUUUACAUAAACCAAUAGCUUCAGACCUUAUUCACCUUGAGCUGUAAUAUGACCUACUUUACAGGUUUGUUGUAGAUGUAAGGUUAUUUUGAACUUCAGUCUGCAGAGCCAACAACAACAACAAAACAUUCUUGACGUACAGUAGAUAUUAACAAGCUUGAGGUGCAGUACCCCAUAGACCAAAGGCGGAACAGAAGUCUCCCAGUGCUACUGAUUGGGUUUGUCUUUUCAGAAAGGCCCAGAGCCAAUAAAAAAUGGUGGCAAUCCAAUAAGAUGAUCUAGGAGGAAACCAUGGUCAAUGGUACUGAAAGCUGCCAAGAGGUCCAGAAGAACAAGCAGGGUUACAUUCAACCCAUCCAUUCCCUGGUGUAGUCAUCCACCAGGGUGAUCAAGGCUGUUUCCAUCCAAUAGCCAGGCCAGAAACCAGAUUGCAAUGGAUCUAAGUAAUUACUUUCCUUUAAGACUGCCUGGAAUUGAAAUGCCACCACUCUUUCAACGUUACUGAAGAACGAAAUAUUUGAUACCGGACAGUAAUUGCUGCCCUUUUCAAAAGUGCCAGCACAGCCUUUUGCCAAUGCUCUGCUCUUCUCCUUGACUUCAGCAUUGCAAAAUUGCACUAUGCAGGGAUUUGGAAGGACUGAUGUUUCAACAGCACCAGGGGGUCAUAUCUGUAUCAGUCACUACUAUGGCUACUGCCUGCCCAAGCAGUUCCUGAUGUUUAUAAGAGCAGUCUGUUAGUUUUAUCUUGACUGCUGUAGUCCAUUCUAAAUAUCUGUUAAGGAAUAGGGAAAGAAUAUAUUUCUCCUACUCCACCAUGUUAGAUCUUAGUUAACAUUAGAAGUAAUAUUGCUCUAUGUACAGCCCCUCUGAGAACCUUUCAUCAAAGUCAAUAGUCCAUGGAUUGAUUCUGGAGAUAAUUCUGGGGUCUUUGGAAUGUAUGUUACUACAGUGGAACCUUGGUUCUCAAACGGCUUAGUUGAUGAACGAAUCGGAUCCCGAACACCGAAAACCUGGAAGUAAGUGUUUUGGUUUUCAAACAUUUUUCAGAAGCUGAACGUCUAACGCAGCUAGAGUGCUUGAGUGCAGGAAGCUCCUGUAGCCAAUUGGAAGCCACGCCUUGGUUUUUGAACGUUUCGGAAUUUGAACAAAUGACAGCAUCAUCUAUGAGGUCCAGCCCACUGGCAGAGGAAGAGGAGUGUGGGGGGAGUGCACCGCCCCCGGCAGUGCGAUCCCCAGGGUGCCAUUGCAGCUGCCCCCCUGCCUGCACUGGGCGCCCUACCCCCGCAGGCGGCGCCCCCCGCCCCCAGGACGCACCCCUUGCCCCUGCAGGCAGCGUGCCAUGCCUCCGGGACCCACACCCUGCCCCCACCUUCUCUCCACCCCCGGUGCUGGAGCAUGAAGCUCUGCCACUGGUCCAGCCAUGUGGACAUGCCUUUCAAAGUGCUUUGGAAAUAUGUGAAGGAGAAAUGUGGUUUGAUAUGGGAUGAUAACAGGAAAAGAACAGGAAUAGAAUUUGUGUGAAUAACCCAAUGACUGUCAGUCUGCUCUCAGAAACAGAAGCCAAGUCAUUUUUGUCAAUCAGGGGUUGUUGGGGGGUUUUUGCCUAAGGGACACGGUUGAGAUUGAAUUUGUGUCCUCUGAUUACUAUAAAUCUUUUGUUACUCUCAGAAGGAUGUUGAUUCUGUGGGGGGGGGGUUAUGCAAGUAACUGAAGGACACUUGUUACUUGAAAGAUAUGAACAACAGAGACAGAGAGAAAUUGUUCAGGGAGUUAUAACUGUGUGUAAAAGAGCAAAAUGAAGAAAAAAGAAAUGAAAACCGAGUAUUGGUGAAAAUUCCCUGACAGGGUGAUCCAUUAAAUAGUGAAAGAGUUGCUGAAAGAAAUGACUGUAAGUCUUGUCACUUGAGUCUUUUAAAAACUAGAAUGGACAAAGUAGCAGAAAAUAGCUGUAUUUAAAAAAGGAGAAACCUCACUGUCAUAUGAGAUGGACUGAAUCUAUUUGAAUGGCUCUUUUGUUUUUGCUCUUCUUUUUUCUUUUGGGUCCCCCCCCCUUUUAUGAAGAAACCUUACAAUACAAAUUACAGAGUGCAAACAGUACAUAAUUUUUCUUUUGUUUCAAAUAAAACAAAAGAAGACGCUUUUCAGUCUGCAAAUGCUGAUCCCAUAAGUAUGUCAACCACAAACUUCAUCUAUUUCUGACUUGGAUGAUUUUUAAUUAUUCCAAACUGUAACAUACUUUUGGGGGUAGAGGGGGACUCGUUGUUUUAUUUUUAUGUAGGAUAAGAAAGAAAGCCAUUUGACACAACAAAAUCUGUUUCUGCUUUUUCUAGCCCUUUGGUCACAAAAACCUGAUGGGGAAGCUUCUCUGCUACUGCUAGCUUCCAAAGCCUGCUGUGCCAUCAAUCUCUCCAAUUUUGUGAUUUUUCUAGAACACAGCUUAGAAAAGGGAAAGAGUUGGGAGGGACUGGUCCAGGAGAAUGAACAGUAAAGGGUAAGACCAGAAGGGAGGGGUCUAAGAAGAAAAGAACAAAUUGGAAGGGGAAUAGCUGAAGUAAGGAAGGUUGAUGCUCAUGUAUAUUGGUUUGAAACUCUGGACCAAAUUUUUGCCUAAAGCUUUCUCAUUUCCUAGGUCAUUUUAAAGCUCGCUUUACAAGCAUUUGUGUGCAAAACUGCUUCCAAAAGAAAUUGACUUUUUUGCAGGAUCAAAAGUAUGGGGUAGCAACUCCUUGAUAGGAUGUCAUCUAACUUCCCCACAAACAAAUCAGAAUGAAUGGUCAGUAAGCAUCCAGCGUCAUAUAACCUUCCCACAAACUUCGUACAGAUGAGGCAGGAUGAGUUCUGUUUUGGCUCGACUCUGUCUCUUUGAGCUUUAAGUAUAUAGUAGAAUUUCAUAAUACCUUACCAUGUGAAUACACAUGGCUCUAAAACUCCAGAAAAUUCUGCCUCUGGAAGAGUGGCAUGUGUUUCAGUUACCUCCAUCUGCUACAGUCUUGACAGAUGACAGUUGUGUCCACUCAUGGAGUGUGCUUGGCAACUGAAAGUCUUGGGAUACUCAGCCUGAGAACACAUUAUUCAAGCAAUGGCAUCUGGCAAUCAGCUUGCUUUCCUAGUUUGUGUCUCUCCCCAUUGUCCUCUUGUCUAACUCGAUACCUAGCCUUGCUGACUAUUCUGAACCUGCCAUAGGUAUGAUACUGGGUCAUUCUCCUGCUGAGCUGCCUUAUUCUCCUGAAAGAUGUUUCUUUUUGAUUAAAGGAACAGAAAGUUUGAAAGAGUAACUUCCAAAAAAAGAAAGAAAGAAAUUGAUCCUGAUCUAUUGAACUUGCUCAGCAGUAGAACGUUCCAAGUUGUAGGCAGGUUCCCCCCUUUUCACCAUUAUAUCCUCUUUGUUCCUGACUGCUGGGUGAGGUUGACAGUUCACCAUACCAGUAAUUUGCUCCUGGAUUUCCAAGUCCCCUUUUAACCUAGUUUGGAAUGGACCCUGUAUGGGGUUGACCUACACACAUACACUUGAUUUUGAUUUGAUUUACCUUCCUUCCUCAGCACUUUCUGACUCGGAGCUUAAUGUGUGAAGUGGCUCCAGUGACGAGCAUCAAUUUUAGGCCACACUGGAUGAUACCAAAACUUCUCUGAAGUGUUUGAUCUGGGAUUAUUCAUUAAUGUGCGAAUCAUCCCAUAGUGCAAGAUUAUACAAGUACAUUCUGAAGGAAAUCCCAGUGUUCAGCGAGGUGUAUUCCCAGGCAAGGAAGUAUAGGAUUGCAGCCUUAAUGCAUCAGUGAAGGCCCUUUGCAUGUAACCUUCACUGGAUGGGGGCUGUUCUAACAAAUCUCUUUUCUCAGGGCUAUUUUUUCAGCCAGAACUCACUUAGUUCUGGGACCUCUCAGGUGGGCACCAUUGCCAUUAUAUGAAAACAAGGGAUGAAUUCAUGGUGAGUUCCUGCACCUCCUUUUCUAGCUGCAGUUUGACAUAUGAAAGGGAGCUUCUUGUGGCCAUGUUGACCAAGUUUCCAAACAAGGUGAUGCUGGCAUGGUGAGGAGCUACAUUGGAGGGUUCCUUCCAUGAAUACUAGGUCUUCAUUCUGACAUCACUUGCUGAACAUGUUACACUACCAGAGCUCCUGAAAAGAUACUCAAAGAACAUGGAUUAUAAUGAAGAUGGACAAUAUCACCAAUUAUUUCAGGAUGUAUUAUGCAAAAGUAAUAAGAAGUACUUUUGUAUGUGUCUAGUAAAAGGUACCUGGGUCUUGCAGUGGAGAUGGUUGUCUUGCUGUUCUUAUGUGCAUAUUUAGAAAUGUAUUGAAAGUAACAAAGGGGCUUCUCCAUUGUGGCAUCCUGACUUUGGAACUUCCUCCCCCUUGAAAUCAACCUAUAUUUCAGGCACUUUUAGGCACCAGGUUAAAACCUGCCUUUCUGCUCAGAUUUCUAAGCUUUCACUUGAGGUGGUUUUAACGGCCGUUUCUACUCUUGCGUUUUUAGUGUAUUGUGUUUGGUUUUGUGAAAUGUUAUUUUUACCUGCUCAUAGAUCUCCAGAUGUGGGGCAGGAAACAAAUUGUCUGAAUAAAAUAAAGUAUUCCUUCUCCCAAGUGUGUAAUGAGGAAAAAUCAGCAGUGCUGCACAACUCAGUAAACCCAAAUCAAAAGUGGUGACCUUGUUUUUAUUUUCUCCUUAGCACUCCUUUUCUACCAAUCGAGGCACACUGCUCCUGAGAUAAUUCUUCAGUUUCCUCUUUUCUCAUGUCUUGAGACCACCUGGGCAGGGCUUGCAUAGCGGUUCAGGAAUUUACAUGAAUUCCUUGUUAUCAUGCACCUCCAUGUGCAGUGGGUGUUCGCAGCAAAUUGAGAUUUGUGGUGGUGCUUGAGGUAACAAAUGUGAGGAAGCUUCCCCCCUUUCCUCCUUCACAGCAUUUCCAUUUUUGGCAGCAAAAGUGUGAUGCUGUAAAUAUCUUCUCUGACACCAGAAGAGAGUUGUGUGAGGGAAACGUGUUCACUUCUAUGAGUCCGUAACGGAUGGGGCCCCUGAAAGGGAUUUGAAGUGACAGCAAUGUGGAAUUCUGAAUGUCAUGUUUAAAGGAGGGAAAGUAGCUGGAAAGGUUCUUGCUGUAUCUAAAGCAUGGGAGGGAACUGGGGGAAAUUAGUUUGACCCUGAUCUGGAAACACAUUUGUGGUGGUGUUGUUUUCCUUCUGUGCAGUGAACUGCAAAGUUUGAAGGGGCCUUUCCGUGUGGAGUGAUUUUAGUAAGUCGCUGGUGGAAGAUGCAGAGUUUGAAUGAUGUGUAUCUCUACUUUGAAUUCAUGUAUAUUUUCUGAACUUUUUUUUUUUUUUUGAACAGUUCUUGUUUUAAGGCUGUCAUGAUUUUUACUGAUUGGUUAUUAAGCUUAAAAUACUCAGUUCUGUAAUUAUAAAUAUUUAAAAUUGUAGAUUUCCCUGACAAAGGAUCAGAGUGGUCUGAAAUGUGAUGGGAAAUAGUGUAUACUAUUUUUCCUACCCUGUGCUUUUUGCUCAUUUUCUCAAUCUGAAAUUUAUUCAGUCCCCAAUUUCCUACCUAUAAGCAGCUGCUUACAGCCGUGCUUCUUGUGUUGGUGUAAUAUAGCUGCAACCCUAUGCAUUGCCAAUAACGACGUCAAAGGCACCCGCCUUUUCUACUAUUUGAUUUUUGGAUUCCCUGCCCGUCACUUCUUGUCACCAUUUGAAUCUCUGGAAUGUUCUAUUUUCCACUAACAUCUGCCCCCUCCAUUCUACCUGCCCAUCUAAACAUAUGAAAAUACUUGUGCUUCAGGCAUAUGAGAGAGAAGUGGAUUCUGCCUUAAAGAGAACGUGCACAUUAACAAGGAACAAAAAACCUAGAGUGAGAGCACACAUACUAAAUACCAUAAACCAGGCAUGGGGAACCUGUGGGCCUCUGGAUGUUGUUGAACUCCAACCCCUAUGAGCCUCAGCUAUCAGGACCAAUGGUCAGCGACUGUGGAAACUAUUGUCCCCCAACAUCUUGUGAGCCACAGAUUUCCCAUCCCUGCUGCAAACAGUGAGGGAAAUGGGAAAUAGGCAAGCUGUCUGUGUCCUCAAACAGCAGUUUUUGGGCAAAUAUAUAUAUAUAGAUGAUCAGAAUGAACAGUCUUCAAAAUAAGGAAUUUUUGAAAAGGCACCACAUGUUAUAUAUACCUCAAGAAGGAAUUGUCUGGUAAAUACCCAGGGAUGGGGAAUAUAGCAAUGCAGGAACUGUGGCAGAUAGAACAUGAAGUCAGUCCUAGAGCUUUCUAUAGAGAGAAAGAGAAAGUGUAUUCUUGGAAAAAGAUGCUGUGACUUCCCUCUCUCCAGAACUAUAAUAGAACAGUUCAAACCUGAGAGUAUGUGUAGUGCAUUUCACGCUGGCUACUAAAACUCAACUCUACAAUGAAUUACUAAUAUGAAGUGUGGGUGUGAAAUGGAAUUCAUCAGGAAGCAGAAGGAAUCUGGUCUCUCACAUUCGGUACAUUAAACAAAAUGGUAUAGUUUCACCUUCUAUGCGUAAAACCUGCUUUUAAGUGAGCUACAGAACCCCGAUGAGAAGCUCAGUAUAAAAGGAGAACGGGGAGUCCAACUAAAUGACAAAUACUUGCUUGAACGUUGGCUUUUGAAAUAUGGUAUGAAGAGACAAAAACUGGAGUUGGGUAGAAUAAUGAGCUGCAGACUCAAAUCCCCUGAGGUUAAACUUUGGCUAUUUUUGCAGCUCCAUUGGCACUCUGAUUUGAGUCUCCUAGAGCUACCUUCUCAGAUUUAGUGAUAUUGGUGCAAUAGCAUCAAAAGUGUAGGGCAAUCAGAGUUUCCUGCCCUUUCUAUAAUUUGGGCAUGGAUGCAAAAAUGGGCCUGUAAGGCCAAGUCACAAUUCAGAGCUCUUAAAAUAAUCAUAUUUAAUCUGCUGUCAGUUUUGUCUUUGUAAUUUUUAGACAUGCUUUCAAGGUGUUAGAGGCAAACUCAGAUAUCAGCUUGUUUGGAGAGCGACUGAGGUUAAAAAGAGAGAGAGAGACUUGUGCAUCAAGGCCCAGGUGAACACCCCCAGGAAUAAUAAAAACACAUUGACACAGAAUUUUAGUUUAAAGGUUAAUGGGCAAAAUUUAGGCCAUGACUUUAUUGAUUACAGAAAUGUGAGUGGCAUUGGCUUAGGCAUUGGCCAUAACUAUAACUGACUCCUGCCCACUUUGCAGGAAGUCUGAAAGGGUAAACCACCAACAGAGGGAGCUCUGUCGAUGGCAACCAACUGAAGCUCACCCCGGGGUUCCCGUUGGGUGUUGGCAUGGCCCUAGCCCCUCAAGCAGACUUUGGAUGAGAUCCAGACCCACUGAUUUCUCUAAUGGAAUACCUGGAGGGGCAGGUGAUGGCCGCACCUCCCCUCCCCCACAUCUCACUAAGCUAAUGCCUCACCGCCUAACCUUAUAGAGUUGUGACAAUUGCUAAGAGGUAGGCGAAAACCAAAUGGCCAGUGCCAAUCUGCCAAAUGGAAAAAAAUCCUACCUGGCCCCUGUUCCAAAACAGGCAGCCAACCGGUGUCCAGAGCAAGGCCAAAGUGGACACUUAAAACUAGGGUGGGUGGGCGGUGUUCAGUGGCAUGAAGCCAGAUGAAGCCUUUUAGAGGCCCCCACAAUCACGCCACCACUCUCUAAUUGGCCAACAGGCCAGUGGCACAAUUGUGGGGCCACUGUGGGCUCAGGAUCAUCCCCCUCCCCUUCCCCUGGGUGUGUGGGGGGCAUGGCCCACGCGCAACGCAGACACUCUAAAAGGAGGAUCCAAUUUGUAGAUUUAUGUGGGCUCUUUGUCAGCAGCCUAACCGGGUCAAGAAUGAACAUUUUGCAUUGAAUUCAUCUGGGGAAGAAAAUACAGAGAUAUGGGAUUCUGGCUAUAGAGAGAUGCCAGGUAUUCAACUCAGAGGAUGGUAAUCUCAGUUGACUUACUCAAGAGUCUUACUCAGAGUCAACCCAUUGAAAGUAAAGAACCUGACUAAGUUAGGUCCAUUAAUUUCAAUGGGUUUAUUCUAGUAAAACCCAGAAUUUCUACAUAUAAUGCAUGUGCUCUACCAGAGUGCUGAUUCCUUCUGUAUCUUGCUGUCGUUUGUGGAAACCAUAGCAAAAUAGGUCAUCAACAAUUAUUUACAUGAUGGGCUUGCCAUUGCUUUAUAUAUGAAUCAGUUCCAUGCUUGGUUUUGCCUACCCCACUAUACCCUUAAACAUAUUGGGGAUUCUUUGACAAUUUCCUCAUAUCUAUAUGUACGUUUUUCUUUUGUCCCUGUUUUCAGGUCUCCAACCUCUAUCUCUAUGACAGUGUGCUUAUGUUGGCCAACGCCUUCCACAGAAAGCUGGAGGACAGGAAGUGGCACAGCAUGGCAAGCCUGAACUGCAUGAGGAAAUCAACCAAGCCUUGGAACGGAGGCCGCUCCAUGCUGGAAACGAUUAAGAAGGUAAGAAUAGGAAAAUGGAAACCCAGCGGGCAGACUGAGCAGGCAAGCUUCCUUACCAAAGAAUUCAUGUUGCUUUGGCAUAGCAGGAUCAGGAGGAAAACAGAGGGUGAGCUGGGGAACACAUUGGCCACGAUUCAGGGAGAAUAGAAUAGAAAUACUUUAUUGUCACUGUACCACUUGCUUACAGUGAGAUUAAACGAGCCCCCCUCCCCCCCCAAUCUCUCAGUCCUUGUUACACUGUCGUACGACCACCAAACCCGAACGUCAGCUGUAAUGUUGCUGUCUUCAAUUCAGCAGCCUCACAGCCUACAGGUAGAAACUGUUCUUUAACUUGUUGGUGUGGCCUUUCAUGCUUCUGUAUCUCCUGCACAAGAGCAGGAUAUUAAAAAGGUGCUGGCCAGGGUGUGAGUCAUCCCUGAGAAUGUUCCUCGCUCUUCUGAGGCAACGGUCAAGGCAAAUGAAGGGAAGAAUUUGCAAGAGGUUUUGUGAAUGCCGACAUAGACCUAUCUGGGCUUUGUAUCGCCUCUGCCCUGCCCCACCCACCAGUCCCCUUCUUUCCCAAUAUAAAAUGAAACAACAAAACAAAAGCCUUGUGGAAGGAGGAGGAAAUAACAAGUGGUGAAGGCCCUUACGUGGCAUGAGGAGGACCUGUGCCCCAUGAUGCCUGGCAGAAAAUGUCACAUUGUGUAGCGUUGGCUGCUGCCAUAAGCCUCCUCAUUGAUUGCAAAUGACCUUGGAGUGUCAUUUGCUGCUGGGGAUAAUGGGAUUUAGCAGUCAGGUGUCUCUUUUCAUGAUUGGAGCCCUCUACCCCCUUCUACUUAGCGGAGGUAAGUGAUUUUUCUUUGGAGAAGGGGAAACUGGGAGGACAAGCGUAGGUUAAGAUCCCCAAUUGGAGGCAGCCUGCUGUGCCCUGCUUGAAUUUAGCAUCCUAGCUUUGAAUAGUCAUGCCAUUCUUACUUGCAACUCUAGGCAUGAAGAAUGAGAACUGUGGUUUUGUGUUCUAGCUUGUGGUCAGUCCCCAACAUUAUCCAGACAUGCCAAGUAUGGCUUACAUCUCCACAAGGCCCCAGCAGAAUUCUGUUUUAGAUCCAAAUAAAAUAUUUUUUGCUCUUUUGGCAGUUCUAGUGUGUGUUAAAUCUCCCACAGGUGCUUAUGAGUAUUAAAUGGUCUUUGCCAACAUUCUCUAGUUUCUUUACAGAAUGGGUUCCUUUUAAAAAAGGAUUAUUAUUUUUCACUGAUGUAGAUUAAGAUCAUACAAUGUACAAUUUACAUAAAAAUCUAUUUAUUUUAGAAAAUGGGUUCUAUUUUUAGAAAAUGGGUUCUUGUGUUUGUAGACUAUUGUGAGCAUCUGUGGUGCUUCUGAUACAUGAUGCUACUUUCAGUUUCAUUAGACUACUUUUGUGAUCUAUAUAAUAAAUGUCCUAAAACUGAUGACCUUGUUUCCUUAGGGUCACAUCACUGGUCUCACAGGUGUUAUGGAGUUCAGAGAAGAUGGUGCCAACCCCUACGUCCAGUUUGAAAUCCUUGGAACCAGCUACAGUGAAACAUUCGGGAAAGAUGUGCGGAGGGUAACAAUGUUUUCUCUUUUUUCUGCUUUUCUGUUCACACAGAAGGAGAGUUACAUUCUAAUUCCCUAGGGAUAAUGCUACCAUUUUAGAACAACUGGUGGAACUGAUCUUGCUCACAGCACUAAAGUCGUUAGCUGUGGAAAUAAUAUUUUCUAAUUUCUCACACACCUAAGCCUUGAAAGAUAACAAUUUUAGGCUGUCAGUAUGGAGUCCAGAAAAUUGUUCUCAAAUGUGCUAUAUUCCUUAAAAUAUUCCAACACUGAGACAGUGAGCGUAAUUGUGAAAAUGUUAAGCUCUACUUGUAGGUAUUUCCAGGUGAAUUAUAGUAUAAUUGGUAUAACUAAGACCUGUCCUACUUGGGAAACAAAAUGUGAUAUUUUAUUUCUAGUCCCUGUAAAAUCUUUCAAUGCAGAGACAGGGUGUUAUACUGAAAGAAAGAUAUGACUAUGUAGAAGAGGACAAAAAAAUCUUUUAUUUCUGUUCCCCAAGGCAGCUUACAUUUUCUUAAAAAUCAAAUACAAUUAGAGUGGGGCUCUUGCAUUUCAGCUGUUUAACAUUAGCCUGUGUUACCUUUUUAAAAAAGAACCACCUUGACCAGGGCAAAAAUUUAUUUGAAACACAGCAAUUUGGGAUGUUUCAGGGAGAAAUCACGGGUAGGCAAAGAAUUUCACACUCUCAAGACCUCUCUUCUACCCUGUAAAACUGUCUGUUCCCAAGGGUCCUCUGCAACAGAGAUGCAACCAUCUAUCAUUGCAUAUAUCCACAGUGUAACAUGUAGGUUGGGGUCUUAGAAGGAAAUGCAUAAGUAGGUGAAGCCUGAUAGAGAUUCAAGCAAUAGAAAGAUUUGUCAAUCUGCUUGGAACCUGAGUGUAACUUUCUCAUUGUGUAUGUAGCUGUCUGACUUGUCGCAUUUUAGUUUUGAGAAAUCCAUACAGAAUUAGGCUCCUGCUGUUGGGGGGAAAUCGGUGCCUUCUGGGAUCUGGAGCUACUGAAAUGAAAAGCUGCUAUGUGAAAGCAAAAUGAAUUAAUCAAUAAUUAGUGGGAAAGGUGUGAGAGGAUGGAGUCUGUGGUUUAGUUUGUCGUGUGACGAAAGUAUAUCUCAAGAAAGGCCGUGCCAGAAAACCAAAGACUCAGCAGUUAAUUGAACUUGUGCUGAUGGGUUUUUGAAUGAGGACAUUGUGAGAAGGAGGAGUUGGGAGACUGAUGGAAAGGGAGGAGAGGAAGAUAAAUUAAGGUCCUGAAUUCAAGUAAAGUUUAAGGGUGAAUUGAGGCAAAGCCAAUUGCCUUUUUUUCACUGAAAAUUUUCAUGGUUCUCUUUAUUUUCACUGUGAUUGUUGUUCCCACCCCUUUAUUCUCCAAAGUGCCUAUAUCUCCAUUUGCUCUUCCACCCACCCCCAGUAAAGGAAAAUAAAAUGGCUAUGUGCUGUGUUGGUGUUGACCUUUAAAGCCCUAAAUGGCCUCGGCCCAGUAUACCUGAAGGAGUUUCUCCACGCCCAUCAUUCUGCCCGGACACUGAGGUCCAGCGCCGAGGGCCUUCUGGCGGUUCCCUCACUGAGAGAAGCUAAGCUACAGGGAACCAGGCAGAGGGCCUUCUCGGUAGUGGCGCCCACCCUGUGGAAUGCCCUCCCAUCAGAGGUCAAAGAGAUAAACCAUUAUCAGACUUUUAGAAGACAUCUUUAGGCAGCCCUGUUCAGGGAAGUUUUUAAUGUGUGACAUUUUAAUGUAUUUUUAAUAUUUGUUGGAAGCUGCCCAGAGUGGCUGGGGAAACCCAGCUGGAUGGGCGGGGUACAAAUAAUAAAUUACUAUUACUAUUCAGGUGCGACUCAAAUUAGGCUGAACACAGUCCACUUGUGGGUUCCAACCAACCAGUUGAGACCAAUGCUUUAUAAUACGUCUUGGUUAGGUUCUAAAGUCAGCAGGUAAGCUGAAAAUCAUGUAUAGUCAAAAUAAUAUUCAAAUGUCCCCAAAGUGCACUCUUGAACUUUGGGCUCAAGGAAGUCUUCCAGCUCACUCACUCUUCCUCAUCUGGCUGGGGGCACUGCUACAUGCCGACAGUGCCCCCCUCAGUCCUUGUGCCUUCUUGGGGCCAGUGAGCAGGAACUGCAUGGAUCGAUGAAGGGAGAGAAGGGCUUUCCUGCCUUCUCCUCUGGCUGGUGGAGCUCUGGUACAUGUUGGCUACUAGCUAGCUGUCGUGGGGCAAGGAGAACUGUUAUGUACUGAGUUGAAUAGGAUCCAAAAUGCAGCAGUCUGAUUGGUCCUAGAACAAUAGGAUCCAGAAUGCAGCAGUCUGAUUGGUCCACAGGAGCCACCCAAUCCAGCUCCAGGUGGAAGGGAAUCCGCAACCUGAUUGGCUUACAGGAGAAUCCCAGAAUUAGUCAAUUACUUGGGGCCCAUUGCGUAAAUAAUGUAUAUAAAGCAGACAUUAUGGGGGAACUUCCAUUCCUUCUCACCACUAUGAGCUGAAUAAAGAGCAUGAAAUUCACUCUCUACUCUGAGUAUAGUUCAAGAACCUUGGGUUCUCCUUCUCCAUCUCUUUGCUGCCUCUCCACAGGCAAGUGACCAGCAGAAAGGACCUUCCAAAAGGGGGAAGAAUCCAGGAAAGGAUUAA
Messenger RNA from Podarcis lilfordi (Lilford's wall lizard), 30495 nucleotides. The record is from the annotation of a GenBank genome assembly. NCBI's taxonomy places the organism in Eukaryota, Metazoa, Chordata, Lepidosauria, Squamata, Lacertidae.